GGUAUAUACAACUAUAAAAUAUGCACCUCCGGAUUUAGAUGCUACAUAUCAGUCAUUCUAUCAGACCUAUCAGAGAAAAAGAUGGCACUUGAACUGUAUACAGAUCCACGCCUUCCUUGUCCCCAACGAGUCCACUUGGUAGUGUUGGAGCUCAGCCUGGAUGUUACUGUCCACAGAAUCUCUCUUGAAGAGAGACAGAACAAGGAGCAAGACUACACUAAUCUCAAUCCUUUCGCCACCCUGCCCUGCCUGAAAGACUCCUCUCAUGAUCCGCCGCUCGUUGUCUACGAAUCCAGGGCCAUUGCACGUUAUCUAGCCGCUCGUUACGGGCCCCAUUUGCUACCUAAUCCUGAAGAUUUCUCAGCUAUAGCCAGGUUCGAGCAAGCAGCAAGCACAGAGGUAGCCACGUUUGAUCCGGUCGCGAAUCGGCUUGUCUUUGAAAUGAUCUUCAAGCAGUAUUUCAAGCCGAACGACCCGUUGCCCGACAGUAAGCUGGUUGAAGAACUACGGUCAAGGCUUGACGAGAUCCUGAAUGUUUUGGAUAUUAUUCUAGGAAGGCAGACCUACAUGGCUGGAGAGAAUUUGACUGUUGUAGACCUGUUUUACAUGCCAUAUAUCCACCAUCUGCAUGAGACAGUAUGGCCGGGAUUCCUAAAUGCGAAAAAGAAUAUAGCAAGGUGGUGGGAGAACCUAAAGGAGAGGGAGUCUUAUAGGGCAUUAAACAGCUCUUGAUUCCGCAGGUGUCACAUUUAUACAGCAGUUUAGAUAUUUUACUGCGUCUGUGACAAUCAAAUUACAAGAUAUGUCCCGUCAUACAAACAAUGGCGUCGUUAUGGGAUCCAGAAUAGCUAGAUGCCUUAGAUUCCCCGUACAGGUAUAUUGUCCUUUGGGAGGCCUUUAUCUUUCCAGGAAGGUGUUUUAAGACUGAGUUAAAUAACGGGGACGAUAUGUGGUACUCGAAUAUCACGUAGUUUAGUGUAGUGCUUUUGGGGAGAUGAUUA
This is a messenger RNA of Aspergillus alliaceus, 1001 nucleotides long. RefSeq names its product glutathione S-transferase family protein. Gene Ontology annotation, cellular component: cytoplasm. Lineage: Eukaryota; Fungi; Ascomycota; Eurotiomycetes; Eurotiales; Aspergillaceae. The coding region runs from base 82 to 732 and encodes 216 amino acids. The transcript is spliced from 4 exons. The record is from RefSeq and is a predicted model, not a curated record. Gene Ontology annotation, molecular function: glutathione transferase activity; glutathione binding.